CAGGCUAUGAAGGCAAAGAUUCCCAAUGUUUGAUUUAUUAAUUUCCUAAGGCAAAGGGAUGAUUAAAGUUUAAAAUUGUAAUAAAAAAACCCUUUUCGUAAGUUGUUAGUAAUGUAUUACGCUUUUUCGAACAUCACUGUAAGUGUUCAUCAAAUCUACAUAUCUCACUAAUCACUCGGCACACACAUAUGAUCUGUCAAACGCCUUCGUACAUCGCUAUCACCAACACAAUCACCUGUAUUACGGGAUGCUGUACGCAUUAAUGUUAUCUGAUUAUUGUGUGUAUAUGUGUCCUAUUAUUAGUGCAUCGGCGAACACCUGGUGAUGGCAUUUUCGGUAAAGAAGCGUACCAACAGCCGGCUAAAUGAGAUCGAAAAGAUUCAAGGGCCGGUAGAUUUUCUACCAAACAGCUACGGAGAUCGAUUUAUUCCGCGUCGUUACGCUCUGUCACGUUCGAGCCGCUUCAAGGCGGAAAGGAAACCUGAACGACAAAUCGAUCCAAUGGUAAUGAAGGAUAUACCAGGUUACUGGCGUACGCAUCACUACUCAUCUGUGCUGAAGAAUAUAUUCGGGCUGGUUUCGAGAAGCGAUAACAUUCUAUCAUUCAGCGACAGUACUACUCGGCAGGUGUGUAGUCAGCUACCGAUGAAGCGUACGUUGGAAUGGGUCGCUCGUCCAACGUACAGCAACGUCCAGCGGCUGGACUGGAGCUGCUAUCCGCGCACCAAACCGAUUGGAUUUAUUGAGGCAGUGCACGAUCUACCCAACAUCAAGACGUAUUAUCACAAGAUCAUUGACUGGUCGGUCGCGGGACAGAUAGCGGCAAUCUUCAGCAAGAAGCUGGUGAUCUGGACACCCAACACGGAUGUAAUUGUUGGACUGCGGGCACAGUACACAACAUCGAUCGCGUUCAAUCCAGCCGGCGAUAAGCUAGCGAUGGCCAUCUUUAUGAUGAACCGACCCUGGCUGGACAUCCUGAACGUGGCAAGUAGUUCUGUCGGGAAUGGUGCACUGAAAAUGCUUGACCCACUGGAGCACCCGGUCAGUUGCCUUACCUGGGACGGAAGCGGCCAAUAUGUGGUGUGCGGAUUCGGUAACGGUCAGAUCUCGAUCAUUCCGGUGCAGGCGAAGAACCAGUGCAAAAGCCCGCCCAACAACAACUACUGCAUUCACAAGGCUUUGAUCAUCGCGAUCAAGUUUUCCUGCGCGUCCAAAUACAUGGCCACCGCGGAUGAUCUUGGCCAGCUGUACAUCUGGUACUGGAACGCUGGUCACCUUACGCCGAUUACGUGUUGGGCCAGCACGAUGUGUGCCUUCUUCGACUGGCAUCCGUGGCGCGAGGACGAGAUCGUUAUCGGUGAGUCUGUGGUGACUGGUGCCACACAAAAUCCCUGUGCGCUCUCAAAAACAGGAUGUUUAAUUUUAUUAGCCGACAGCGAACCGAUCAUGAUCGCACUGUACCACGUACCGAGCCGCGAGGUGGUGUCGUACUAUCGACGGCAGGACUGCGAUUGUAUCGUGACGACGCUUUCGUUCAAUAAGAUUUCCGGCGAGCUGGUCGUGUGCUAUUCCUUCACGGAUAUGAACAAGCAGCCCGAAAUACUUGUGCUCGCCUCGAUGGACCGUGUGGUGGAUGUGAUGCGCAAUCACGAUGACGUCAUCGUACAUCUCCUGUGGAGCCCGGAUGGCAAACAGCUCGCGAGUGUAGGAUAUGAUGAAACGCUCACGAUUUGGAACUUCUUCGGCAUCUCACCGACGAACGAAUGCAAAAGAAGGAAACUGCAAUGUGAACCGAUGGCCAGUGGCGGUAGCUCACGGGAUGGUUCCGUUGCCGGUGGGCUAGCAGGUGGUCGGGAUGUAUCGCGCAUCCACUCCAACCGUAACAAAGAAGCCACCUAUCGUGAUCUGGCCUCGAGUUUUCUUUUCAAGGCAAUGCGCUGACGAAGGAGCGUUCGUAGUUCAUGCCAAAGUCUUGCAAAGUUCCGUGGAAGUGAACAGUCAUCGAAUGCGAAUAGGUAAUUAAAUUGGAGACAUAAAUAAUUGCAGAAAGCAGAGCGAAAUGAAGACAAGCCUUUUCCACCUACACUUUACGGGCAGGAGACAAGGAAAUGGAAGUCUUUGGAUGGAGCUCUGUUGCCCAAGGAGGAACUGUGCAAUCCGCUGUGCGGUCAAUCGACUGUUGAUUAUAGACGAAGAAAUUUCCUUUUGUUAUAAAA
Molecule: messenger RNA, 2216 nt
Organism: Anopheles funestus (African malaria mosquito)
Lineage: Eukaryota; Metazoa; Arthropoda; Insecta; Diptera; Culicidae
Product: protein cortex-like
Exons: 6
Coding region: 325-1941 (538 amino acids)
Biological process (GO): positive regulation of ubiquitin protein ligase activity; anaphase-promoting complex-dependent catabolic process; positive regulation of anaphase-promoting complex-dependent catabolic process
Cellular component (GO): anaphase-promoting complex
Molecular function (GO): anaphase-promoting complex binding; protein binding; ubiquitin ligase activator activity
Source: RefSeq, a predicted model, not a curated record